This is a messenger RNA of Odobenus rosmarus divergens (Pacific walrus), 978 nucleotides long. RefSeq names its product sorcin (gene SRI). Gene Ontology annotation, molecular function: calcium ion binding. NCBI's taxonomy places the organism in Eukaryota, Metazoa, Chordata, Mammalia, Carnivora, Odobenidae. The record is from RefSeq and is a predicted model, not a curated record. Bases 27 to 623 code for a protein of 198 amino acids. The transcript has 8 exons.
GCAGCGGCGGCGGCGCAGUCUGCACCAUGGCGUACCCGGGGCACCCUGGCGCCGGCGGCGGGUACUACCCAGGCGGGUAUGGAGGGGCCCCCGGAGGACCUACGUUUCCCGGACAGACUCAGGAUCCGCUCUAUGGUUACUUUGCUGCUGUAGCUGGACAGGAUGGGCAAAUAGAUGCUGAUGAAUUGCAGAGAUGCCUGACCCAGUCAGGCAUUGCUGGAGGAUACAAACCUUUUAACCUGGAGACUUGUCGGCUUAUGGUUUCAAUGCUGGAUAGAGAUAUGUCAGGCACAAUGGGUUUCAAUGAAUUUAAAGAACUCUGGGCUGUGCUGAAUGGCUGGAGACAGCACUUCAUCAGUUUCGACAGCGACAGGAGCGGCACAGUGGACCCUCAGGAGCUGCAGAAGGCCCUCGCCACGAUGGGCUUUCGAUUGAGUCCCCAGGCUGUGAAUUCAAUUGCAAAACGCUAUAGCACCAAUGGCAAGAUCACCUUCGACGACUACAUCGCCUGCUGUGUCAAACUUCGAGCCCUGACAGAUAGCUUUCGAAGACGGGAUACUGCUCAGCAAGGUGUUGUGAAUUUCCCAUAUGAUGAUUUCAUUCAGUGUGUCAUGAGUGUUUAAAUCAAGAGGAAGCUGUAUGAACAUAACCAACAUUCCGACUGGAGUUCUUCUUUGCUCUUACCCUUUGUCUUCAGUAACGUGUGUAAACUUGCAGCGCUGUUUUUCCUUCAUAGCUGUUAUAAAGGUUUACUCCUUGAUGUACAAUGGAAGUUUUUAGUAUUGGUAAUAAAUUCUUUGAGAUUUUUACGAAUAGAAGAUCAGGUCUCUUAACACCAUUUGGAACUUCCUUGAGCCUUUGUCGGUAUGCCUUAUCUUCUGGCUAAGCCUCUUUUAUGUAAAUUUCAGUGCACAAAAUGUUUAAGUCACAUGGUAUAUUUUUCACUGUAAGAUUCGUAAAAAUCUUUUCAUCAGACUA